AAAUCACGUUAAGUCUGACACAGCCCAAAAUACCGCAUCUUAGCGACAAAACAGGCUAAAGAGGAAACGAUGGACAAUCGAAGCUACUUGAAUCUGCCAGAAAAGCUGCCUGCCUUCUCCGAUUCUGCCCACUUGCCACUGACCAGGUCCUUCUAUCUGGACCCCUUGGUCACUUUCCACCUGUAUCCUGAUGCCCCAAUGCCAUCCCCUUACUCUGAAGACCUGCCAUUGCUGUCUUUUCCCAGUGAUUCCCUGAUCAUGGAAAAUUAUGGUGACCCCUGCCCCUUCUCCUUCCCAGUGCCUUAUCCAAAUUACAGGAGGUGUGAAUACUCCUAUGGGCCGGCCUUUAUCCGGAAAAGGAAUGAGCGGGAAAGGCAGCGGGUAAAGUGUGUCAAUGAAGGCUAUGCCCAGCUCCGACAUCAUCUGCCAGAAGAGUACUUGGAGAAACGACUCAGCAAAGUGGAAACCCUCAGAGCUGCCAUCAAGUAUAUUAAUUACCUGCAGUCUCUUCUGUACCCUGAUAAGGCGGAGACAAAGAAUAACCCGGGGAAAGUUUCCUCCAUAAUGGCAGUCACCAGCCGCCACCCUGACCCCAUUUUUAGAAUCAUCUGAUUCAGUGUUCCUGAAUAGAAACAGAUAAUUUCACAAAAUGGAGUCUCUUACAGCAUCAUUCAGCAGUUUUUCUUAAGUGUAAUUUCUUCAUAGGGAGAUAACAGCUCAAAUGUCCACCUGUGCUGGGUAUUUCCUGCCAGAGUUUCAGAUGUACUAAACAUGAUCUUAUGGGCAUUGAA
Molecule: messenger RNA, 791 nt
Organism: Mustela lutreola (European mink)
Lineage: Eukaryota; Metazoa; Chordata; Mammalia; Carnivora; Mustelidae
Gene: ASCL3
Product: achaete-scute family bHLH transcription factor 3
Exons: 2
Coding region: 70-612 (180 amino acids)
Biological process (GO): developmental process; regulation of transcription by RNA polymerase II
Molecular function (GO): protein dimerization activity; RNA polymerase II transcription regulatory region sequence-specific DNA binding; DNA-binding transcription factor activity, RNA polymerase II-specific
Source: RefSeq, a predicted model, not a curated record